AUGACAUCUUCGAUUACACUUUGUAUACCAUCGUCAUGUAUUUCACGCCGCAGCUGUAAAAACUUGGAACAAGCUACGUUCACUGCCUAUCAAAUUGCCAGAGCAGCUUGUACUUACAAUGUUGGCGAGAUAGUGAUUCUUGAUGUGCCAGAAAACAUAGAACCUGAGGAAUCGAAGAAGAUCACAUUUGAGGAGAAGAGUACUACCGCAAGUGACUCAUCUCGGCUUCUUGCUGCUCUACUUCAGUUCUUUACGACCCCUUCGUAUCUUGUGAAAACCAUGUUUCAAGCAUCCGUUACAGAAUACUUCAAGAUAGCCAAGAAAUUGCCCAAGAUUCCCAACCUUCCAUAUAUGCAAAAUGAAGCCGCUUCUUGCUUCAGAGAAGGAAUCUCGAUUCCAAGAAAGUCAAUAGUGAAGAAAAAUGCCGAAGGCAAGGUGGUGAAAAAGAAAAAGCCCGCCACUACCAAGUACGUCCAAACAGGAGAGCGCGAGAUGCUGGAGCUCGAGAAGGAAAUACCUAUCAAUACAAGAGUUACCGUGAAUACAAAGACCAAAAGAGUGGUGUCCCCAGACGAGGCUUAUGGGAAAGCAGGCGCCUUGAAAACUUUCGGCUAUCACGUUCGAGUGGCUACCAAGUUUAGUAGCCUAUUCACUGAGCCAGGAUACACCGAAGGAUAUGAUCGGUGCAUUUACGCGAGUAGCGGCGACUAUUUUUCUAAUGAACAGCCUGUAACUGGACUUCCAAGCUACAAGAAAGAAACGGACAAAAGACUUUUGCUGGUUGUGGCCAAAUGGAACGACAUUCAAAAAGCAUUCAAAUUUGAAACCAUUGAAGGGGUCACCGAGGCCACACAAAUGAUGGACUGUAUAUUGGAAAUACCACUGGGCACAAGAAUUGAGGACGGAGUUCUUAUUUCGCUUGCAAAACUAUAA
Molecule: messenger RNA, 933 nt
Organism: Ogataea haglerorum
Lineage: Eukaryota; Fungi; Ascomycota; Pichiomycetes; Pichiales; Pichiaceae
Exons: 1
Coding region: 1-933 (310 amino acids)
Source: RefSeq, a predicted model, not a curated record